CAGUACUCGUAACAGUUCUAAGCGUGACGCACGUUCCUACUGAACGGUUCAAGUUAGUGCCGAGAACUUAACUGGCAACAAAUAGUGCACAGUAGGACAAACAAUACAAUGGCAAGCUACAUCAAAUACCUACUGAUAAUGCAGCUGAUGUUUGCCGCAGCGACCCUGGUGGUCAGCGAAGGAGCGCUGCCGCAGCCUCGGGCGCCCAACUUCCAGUACUUCGAAAGACCAAACUACCGCUAUCCGUACUACGACGAGAACGGCAAAGGCAAGUUGCUGUACGGAUACGGCGGACCCGAGCUCUUCCAAUACAAGUCCUACUCGCCUCUUGAGGGAAUCCACUAGGGGUUGAUAAAACAAUUAGCAAGUAACAGUUGUUAAUUUUGGGUAGGUAGAUUAUGCAAUUGCGUACCUAAUUUAUGUUUUCUUAUAACCCCAACUUUGUUUACGUUGGUGUAAUAAUCUAAGGGUGUAAUAUGAAAACGUUAAUUUUGAGCGCCUUUGUUUUAAAAAGUUGAUCACACCA
Messenger RNA from Ostrinia furnacalis (Asian corn borer), 526 nucleotides. RefSeq lists its product as uncharacterized. Lineage: Eukaryota; Metazoa; Arthropoda; Insecta; Lepidoptera; Crambidae. The transcript has 3 exons. The record is from RefSeq and is a predicted model, not a curated record. Bases 109 to 345 code for a protein of 78 amino acids.